This is a messenger RNA of Paracoccidioides brasiliensis Pb18, 573 nucleotides long. RefSeq lists its product as uncharacterized. Gene Ontology annotation, cellular component: mitochondrion. The record is from RefSeq and is a predicted model, not a curated record. Bases 1 to 573 code for a protein of 190 amino acids. The transcript is spliced from 2 exons. Gene Ontology annotation, molecular function: 3'-5'-RNA exonuclease activity; nucleic acid binding.
AUGCCUCUCUCCCGGUCAACUGAUCCUCUUGUCUGGAUUGAUUGCGAGAUGACAGGUCUCGAUCCGCGUACGGAUAAAAUAAUACAAAUAUGCUGCUUCAUCACCGACUCAAAUCUCGACUUAGUUGAACCCAACGGCUUCGAAGCUGUAAUCCACUACCCCAAAUCUGUCCUUGACAACAUGAAUGACUGGUGCAUCAAGACCCAUGGCCAGACAGGCUUGACAGCUGCAGUGCUCUCAUCGACUACAACCCCGACUGCCGCCGCGGAGGGUCUGCUUGCCUAUAUCAAGAAGCAUGUCCCCCAGAAGCGCAUCGGAUUGCUGGCGGGUAAUAGUGUGCACACUGACAAGGCAUUUUUGGCUUGUGAACCAUAUGCGGAUGUUCUCGAGUGGCUACAUUAUCGAUUGCUGGAUGUGAGCAGUAUUAAAGAGGCAUUCAGGAGGUGGGGGAAUGAAAAGAUGUUGAGGGAUGCGCCGAGAAAAGGGUUUGUGCACCUGGCAAAGGAGGAUAUUCUCGAUAGCAUUGAGGAGAUGAGGUAUUAUCGACGUGUGUUGUUUGAGAAGAAGGAUUGA